AAGGGCAAUCUCCGUCUCUGAUUCUCUUCCGAUUGUGCUGGGAAUUUUACAAAGAUGAGCAGCAGUUAUUGUGGAGAACCCAACAUGGGAAACGAAAGGGGAGGAGGAGGUUCUUCGAGGAAAGUCAAGAAGAGUAACUCAGACAAGCCUAAGCAACCCCAGAGAGGGCUCGGUGUUGCUCAGUUGGAGAAGAUUAGAUUGCAUGAACAAAUGGGUUGUGCUUAUCAUCCUUCACUCUUCAACCAGGAAGAUACGAGACAGCAACACACUGCAGCAGCUCAUUCAUCUAUGGUGUCAUCUCCUUCGUUUUCGUAUUCAUCAUCUUCAUCAACUUCCUCAGCUUCUUAUGGUUUCCACCCCAGCAUAAUGAUGGGACUAGGAGAAUAUGAUCAGAGAGCAAACAUCAGUUUUGGUGAUUCUCAACCUAGUACAGCAGCAAGUUGGAACCCCUGCAGUGGCAUCUUAGACAGCCACCAUUAUGCGCAACCAAACAUGACCAGACAGCUUCUAAAUGUUGAGGAUUUACAGCCCAAAAGGAGCAAGAAACAUAGGAGCAGUUCAUUAGGAUCCAGUAGCCAGAAUUCUGAAACAAGUGAAACGCAGGAGCUAGAAUUGGAGCUCAGGUUAUCACUGUAGAAUCAGUAGUAUUUCUGCAGAUUUUACUGCAUCCUAUGCUUCCUGCCUUAGAAUUGUACGUUUUUGUUCCUGCAAUUCGCAUGCAACUUGAUCAAGUCGAUGAACUUGUUUUGAAUUUUCAUUUGGAAAUGAAUAUUGUGUAAUUGAAGAA
Messenger RNA from Hibiscus syriacus, 787 nucleotides. Its product is annotated as protein SPEAR3-like. Gene Ontology annotation, molecular function: DNA-binding transcription factor activity. The record is from RefSeq and is a predicted model, not a curated record. NCBI's taxonomy places the organism in Eukaryota, Viridiplantae, Streptophyta, Magnoliopsida, Malvales, Malvaceae. The transcript is spliced from 6 exons. The coding region runs from base 55 to 636 and encodes 193 amino acids.